Tricharina praecox is the source of this 937-nucleotide messenger RNA. RefSeq lists its product as uncharacterized. The transcript has a single exon. Bases 92 to 568 code for a protein of 158 amino acids. Lineage: Eukaryota; Fungi; Ascomycota; Pezizomycetes; Pezizales; Pyronemataceae. The record is from RefSeq and is a predicted model, not a curated record.
CUCCGGAUACGGUCGUGGUUACGGGGAACUUUGUAGACAAUAGACUUUCCUUCGCACGGAGUCUCCUGUAUCCCACACGCAUCGGCUCUGCAUGCUCGACGGCCCUGUGCCGUCAGCUACGAUCUCUCCUUCUCCUUCUCCUUCUCCUCACUCCUCCUCCCCUCCUUUCCCUCCUUCUCUUUCCUUCACACCCUCUCCGCCUGUCACCUCACUCGGCCAGGCUGCACGCACACACCCCCCGCCUCCGCCCCCGCCGCUGUCUGUUGUUUCUGCUUUUUCGAACCCAGACGAUCCCUCCGGCGGAGCAUACGGAAAAAGAUUGCCCAUCCAUAAUCCAUCCAUCCACGCGGUCUCCACUUUCCCCAUAAGACGAACUGGGUCCGCCCUUUUUACUAUCUGUUUGCUGGAAACUUGGAGUGUUCUGGAUCCCCAAAAAUCCGCCCAUUCCAUACUACUACCACUACUAUUACAUACACCGAAGCUAUACAUAGCUGUUAGCAGACCGAAAGGAGCACCGUCCAAUUUUCGGAUUGCGCUGGUCUGCCCCCAUCGGAAUCUCGCUGUCUGAGCCAAUACGGAAGGCAUCUAAACGACCCAGUCCAAUUCGCCGGGAAACUCACUCGGGUGGAUCCUCCCCCCCUCCCCGAUCCCUGAGACAAUAAGUCCAACCCACCAACCCGUUCCCAUUCCCUUUUCCCUUUUCCAUGUGCUUUCCCCCGUUCUUACCUGCCUGAGCUCCUGCAUUCCCCACCACAAUCACACAAGCGAGGAAAAAAAACAACAAUCGAAAAGCAAUGGAUUCUACACAUCGACGUCCGCCAAACACCUCGACGGCUGUGAGGAUCUAUGCUCGAGUGGCUCUAUUUGCACGACAGAGCAAGAACAUCUUCGGCGCGAGGAUAAAAAAGGAGCAGUGCUCGACAGCCAGAAGCAGGUU